This is a messenger RNA of Spirometra erinaceieuropaei, 1740 nucleotides long. Lineage: Eukaryota; Metazoa; Platyhelminthes; Cestoda; Diphyllobothriidea; Diphyllobothriidae. The record is from the annotation of a GenBank genome assembly.
AUGCGAAUGUACCUGNAAAAUCCAAAAUUAUUCUACAGCUACAUAAGAAGCAGCACACGAAACAGAGAUCCAAUCCCCCUCCUGAAGACUAGCGGAGACGUAGAGAUUAGUGAGGAUGGAGAAAAAGCUGAGCACUUUUCACAAUUUUUCAAAUCCAUCUUUACUAGUGAAAGUCCAUUUACUCCCCCCGACUACGACUUCGAUGAGGGUCCAAAAAUCGAGUCUGUGUCUUUUGAUGAAGCGACGGUUCGCAAAGAGCUAAUGACGCUAAAUGAGUCGAAAUCACCAGGUCCAGACGACAUACCGCCUAAGUUACUGAAGGAGCUCGCUGCCGAACUAGCCAAACCAUUGUCCAUGCUUUUCCAAGCCUCGUUCGAAGCCGGCGGCUUGCCCGCCGACUGGAAAUCUGCGCGGAUCACACCACUGCAUAAAGGAGGCAGCAAGGCCUCUGCAAACAAUUACAGGCCAAUUAGCCUCACUUCCAUCUGCUGCAAACUCAUGGAGAAAAUAAUCAAGCGAGAGCUGAUGCGCUUCCUAGAGCAGCAUAAUUUAUUAUCUGAUGCGCAGCAUGGGUUUCGUAGUGGCAGGUCUUGCGUGACUAACCUGCUCAACUGUUUGGAACGUUGGACUCGGUCAGUUGAUGAAGGCAGUGCGCUGCAUGUAGUCUAUAUCGACUUUAAAAAGGCAUUUGAUAGUGUCCCACAUCAGCGACUCCUGCACAAACUGAGCCGAACAGGCGUUAGGGGUAACCUCUUAAAAUGGAUUCAAAGUUUCCUGUUAAACCGUUGUCAAACUGUCCAUGUCGGUGGCCAGAAGUCGACGGAGGUUGCCGUUGAAAGCGGUGUUCCCCAAGGCUCAGUUCUUGGCCCUACUUUGUUCAUCAUUUACGUCAACGAUUGCGUGAGUGAACUGGAUUGUGGUGUCGCCAUGUUUGCGGAUGACAUUAAGCUCUGGAGCGUCAUUCGAACUGCAGAUGACGAAGAGCAUCUGCAGGCGAACCUAAAUCGACUCCAACAGUGGUCAAAGGCCUGGCUUCUGCCGUUCAACGAGAAAAAGUGUAAUAUUCUACGAGUCGGCAGAGCUCGCUCUCCGAACCAUAUGGCCUACUGCCUAAAUGGUAUACCACUGCAAGAAGUGGACUCGCAGAAGGACUUGGGAGUAUGGAUUACGACCUCGCUCAAACCCUCGCUGCACUGCACGAAGAUAGCCAAGUCUGCAAUGUCAGUCCUCUACCUUGUCAAGCGGGCUUUCUCUGCCUUUGACGAAGACUGCUUCGCUAAGGUCUUUCGAACUUUUGUGCGUCCGCAACUAGAAUUUGCUAUCCAAGCUUGGAGACCCUGGACCGCGAAGGACCUCAGCAUCCUUGAAAGGGUUCAAAGGCGUGCAACGAAACUUGUGGCAGGACAGGGUUCACUACCAUAUGCAACGCGGUUAGCUAACCUUCAUCUCUUUCCCUUGAGUUACAGGCAGUUACGGGGUGACCUGAUACAAGUCUUCCGUAUCAUACGCGGUCAGGACUGCAGCCUCGUACCGGGUGACUUCUUCGAGUUAGCAACCACCACAAAUCUACGAGGCCAUCCAUUCAAACUACGUGUGACAGGGGCCAGACUGGACACACGAAAGUUCUUCUUCUCCAACAGAGUGGUAGAAGCCUGGAAUGCUCUGCCUGUGGAUGUCGUUAUGUCUGCUUCCGUCGAGGUUUUUAAGAGGAAGCUGGAUUUGUGUAGCAGUGUGCACUAA